Molecule: messenger RNA, 1269 nt
Organism: Lottia gigantea (owl limpet)
Lineage: Eukaryota; Metazoa; Mollusca; Gastropoda; Lottiidae
Exons: 2
Coding region: 1-1269 (422 amino acids)
Source: RefSeq, a predicted model, not a curated record
AUGGAUGAUUCAAACAUCCCUGUCAACAAUGACAUUAUUAUUAGUUAUGAUCCAUUGGACUUAAAUUCUUUGGACACAGAUAUAUCUCCCUCAAAUCGGGCCACUGUACAUAAUGUUUGUGUUGGAAUGCAAACAUCCGGGGCUUCUGGUAAACCGGAAGUGAAAACAAAAGUAAACAAUCCGAGGAAACGCCGGAAUUGUAAUACUCCCACUGGUGAGACCAUUAAUAACCCCAAGACCCGGAAAACAAAUGUAGUAAGAUCGACUGUUGUCAAGUCGGGUCGUAAGGUGCCGACUAGGCCUACUGUUAACUUUAGUCAUGGCCAUCUGAAUGAGGGGAGUAAGUCCAACUCCAGUGUUGGUAAUAAACCAUGUACAGAGUUCGAAGAUAUGAAGAAUGAAAUGGCUGCCAUGAAGAAUUUUUUACAGGCAAAUAUUCCUAUUGUUCAGGAAGUUAAGAAUGACAGGCCUACCGGUGCUCCUACCGAACUACACGACACCAGUAACGAGCCUAUAAUCGAUUUAGUUGACCCACAGUCAAUGUAUGAUGAAUUUCUUGAAGAAUUCGAGGACCCUGAUGAAUUUGACAUUCCAAAAAUCUUUCAGGGGGAUGAUCUCUUUGCUAAACCAGCUAAGGAUAGCAUCUUAAAUCUGGUCAAUGUUGCCACAUCUAAAAGGGUCGAAAUUGGCAAAAUGGCUUCUAAGUAUCCAUUGCCUGUUAAUUGUAAACGUCUUGUCCCUCCUUUAGUGGAUGGUGACGUUUGGAGUGUCUUGCCAAAACAGGCCCAGGCUCAGGAUAGCUCUUUGCAAGACGUACAAAAGCUCAUUGGCCUCAGUAUAGUCCCCCUCCUCCCUUUACUUUCCUUGAGGGACAAACAGGAAGUGAAGAAUAAUGUGGUUGAUUCCAUAGUUACAAUGGGAAAUGCCAUGUUGGAAUUAUCCUUUAGGAGAAUUUUUCUCAAACGUUUUCUGAGCAAGAGAUACCACACCUUGUGUUCGACAAGUCGCCCCGUUGAUGAAACCUUAUUUGGCCCAGAUGUUGCGACACGUAUGAGAGAGAUCGAUCAGUCUAAUCGCCUCUAUUCUAACUUGAAUAACAAUUCUAAUAGAAAUUACAGAUUUAAUAAUAGACGAUCUUUUUUAGGCCAGGGCUCAGCCGGCCGCUCAAGAGGCAGGUUUCGGUCAAGGGGGCGUUCUCGGGGAAGAUAUUCCCGAGGACAGAAUUACCAGCAUCCUCAAACAACUACUCAGCCACAACAGUCUGCUUAA